UCACAUGAAGUGCUCUAUUUCUGGUCCAACGGUGCAGCAGACACUUUCUUAGGCCACUUCACCACUACCUCACCACCACCACCACCUCAUCCUCCUCCUCGUCCUCCUCCUCUUCCUCACUUCCAACCCGACUCGCUCGCCUCCCACUCACCUUACGCUUACCGACAUCGUCCCCACCAACACCAUGGGUCGCCCACCGAGUCUCUACUCCUUCGCCAAUGUCGACAAGGACCUGGCUCCGAACCUGCGAAAGUACAUCCUCGAAGCCCAGAACGAAGCCCUCAGCCGUCACAACGGAGCCUUUCGCAUAGCCGUCUCCGGAGGUUCUCUCCCCAAAACCCUCGCCAAAGCCCUCCUCGCGCCUUCCAAUGGCACUCCCGAAGACACUCCCGACUUUGCCAAGUGGGAAAUUUUCUACGCCGACGAACGCGUCGUCCCUCUCGACCACGAAGACUCCAACCACCGACUCGUGAAAGAAGAUCUCCUCGACCACAUCCCCGAGACAUUGGGCCGGCCCAAAGUCUUCCCCAUUGACGAGCAAUGUCUCGACGAUGCGCAAGAAUGCGCCGAUCAAUACGAGCAAACUCUCGUUUCCAUCUUCGCCCAACGCGAUUCCGUCAAACUGCCCCUCUUCGAUCUCAUCCUCCUCGGCUGUGGACCCGACGGACACACGUGCUCGCUCUUUCCCGACCAUCCUCUGCUACGCGAGAAGAAUGCGUGGAUCCUCUCCAUCAAUGACUCGCCCAAGCCGCCGCCGAAACGCAUCACGCUCAGCUUGCCCGUGGUGGUGCAUGCGUCCAAGAUUGCCUUUGUGGCCACGGGGGCCGGCAAGAAGGAGGUGAUUAAGAAGAUUUUUGAAACCGAGCAAGGCGCGAGUCUGCCAUGUGGCUUGGUGAAUGCGCAGGCUGCGGAGCGGGUGAGCUGGUUUUGCGAUGCUGCGGCGACCGAAGGGGUCAAUUUUCCGAGAAGAGGUAGUGUGAUAUAAAGAAUUUUCUCUCUCUCUUUCUCCUCUCUUUUUUUUCUGGGCGAAAGCACAUGAAAAGUAUACAUACUGAGAAAAAGCUGUAGAUGUGCGUGCAGGCAUGGCAUUGCUGUCGAUUAGAUGAGAUACCAUUUCAAUGAAGCAACGGUCGCAACGGCCGUGGGGGAACACUACUACUACAUGUCAGGCCGGGAGUAUGCAUGCGUACACGCACCCAUCGAAGAAAGGAAACAUGAUUCUGGGUUGGAAAUGGAUGGUACAUGUACAUUUGCACUGAAGCGUCAUGAAUAAUACUAUAUUCUUGCCCUUUU
This is a messenger RNA of Sphaerulina musiva SO2202, 1293 nucleotides long. RefSeq names its product 6-phosphogluconolactonase. Gene Ontology annotation, biological process: pentose-phosphate shunt; carbohydrate metabolic process. NCBI's taxonomy places the organism in Eukaryota, Fungi, Ascomycota, Dothideomycetes, Mycosphaerellales, Mycosphaerellaceae. The transcript has a single exon. The record is from RefSeq and is a predicted model, not a curated record. Gene Ontology annotation, molecular function: 6-phosphogluconolactonase activity. The coding region runs from base 185 to 985 and encodes 266 amino acids.